Messenger RNA from Linum trigynum, 778 nucleotides. The record is from the annotation of a GenBank genome assembly. NCBI's taxonomy places the organism in Eukaryota, Viridiplantae, Streptophyta, Magnoliopsida, Malpighiales, Linaceae.
GCUGAACCUUAUGGGUAGUGGAUGGUGACGAAGAGAUGAGAUAGGCGGCGGGUAGAAAGGCGGAUCAGAGUAAGUAGAAGAGUCCAACGCCCAUGGAUAAUACUCGUGGUACUCAGGGGUAUACUGUCUCUCGAUUUGUAGUGUUAGUCGAGGAUGAGAGUGAAGACAACACAUCGAGUGGGAAUGCGCAGAACAAUGUAAUUGAGGGUGAGAGGCAAUACACAGUGGAUGGUAGCAACCAUACCCAGCAAAAAUCAGCACAUUGGCAGAUGACACAAAAAUGGGUACCCAAGCAACCAGAUAACACCUCGAGGGAUAUACAGAAAAAUCCCGCAUUGGUUGAGGAAGCUGACGUUGGCCGUCCCAAACCACCUUUAGGGGUGGAUGCCAGCAUGGAAGUGGAACCCAGCAUGGACGAAGUGAAUCAAGCCCUGCAUCAUGAGUCCAUCGCAACAAUCCCAAUGGCAAUGGAACGUACAAAUGAUAUGGAACAGGAGAAUACCAAAGCCAAAAAACCACCCGACAUCAUCCCACCCACGAGCUUGGAUCCUCAUGUUGUGAGUAAGUUACCUACUAAUGGUAAUAGAGAAGAAGCAGAUAAGUCUAGACACGGGGAGGGGCUCCAAGAGGGCACCCCUCAGGUCCUGCAACAAUAGUUCGGGCUUGGCCUGCCCCAAAAUUUCCAAGUGCUAAUGGAUCACAAAAUCUUCGUUUGGAAUAGCAGGGGUGCAGGAAGCAUUCGAUUCUUGCGAGUUUUCAAUGAAUAUAAGAGGCGGUA